Messenger RNA from Sinocyclocheilus anshuiensis, 1572 nucleotides. Its product is annotated as pyruvate dehydrogenase (acetyl-transferring) kinase isozyme 2, mitochondrial-like. Gene Ontology annotation, molecular function: pyruvate dehydrogenase (acetyl-transferring) kinase activity. Lineage: Eukaryota; Metazoa; Chordata; Actinopteri; Cypriniformes; Cyprinidae. Gene Ontology annotation, biological process: regulation of glucose metabolic process; protein phosphorylation. Gene Ontology annotation, cellular component: mitochondrion. The transcript is spliced from 11 exons. The coding region runs from base 172 to 1401 and encodes 409 amino acids. The record is from RefSeq and is a predicted model, not a curated record.
UAAAGAGUUGACAACAACAGGGGUCUCAAGACAAAGACAACCCCAGACUGAAUAAAGAACUGCACGCGAAGAUAUACUGAAAACUUCUACACUGAAAAGCUACGGCUUUGUUUUAAUCUCUGACAACAUACAACGUUUUAGUUUUGAGCUCGGAUAUUUAGAUCUUCCAAGAUGAAGUUUGUAAGGUAUAUAAUGAGGAAUGCUGCUAUGCUAAAUGCACCAAAGCAUAUUGAUUACUACGCGAAAUUUUCUCCAUCGCCGUUGUCAAUGAAGCAGUUUCUGGAUUUCGGAUCCACAAAUGCGUGCGAGAAAACAUCCUUCGCUUUCCUCAGACAAGAGCUCCCCGUCAGACUAAGCAGCAGUCUGAAGGAGAUCAACCUUUUACCAGACCAACUGAUAAUGACUCAGUCCGUUCAGCUAGUUCACAGCUGGUUUGUCCAAAGCCUGUUGGAUAUCCUAGAAUUCCAAGACAUGAGUCCCGAUGACCCUAAAGUUCUUGCUGAAUUUGUAGACACUCUGGUGAGCAUCAGGAACAGGCACAAUGAUGUGGUACCCACCAUGGCCCAAGGUGUCGUCGAGUAUAGGGAUGCGUUUGGGGCAGAUCCUGUGACAUGUCAGAACAUUCAGUACUUUCUGGACCGCUUUUACAUGAACCGCAUCUCCAUUCGCAUGCUCAUCAACCAGCACACUCUGAUCUUUGAUGGCUCCACACAUCCAGGACAUCCCAGCAGCAUCGGGUGCAUUGACUCCUGCUGUGACGUCACAAAUGUAAUCAGAGAUGCAUAUGAGUGUGCUAAAAUGCUCUGUGAGCAGUAUUACCUCGGAUCCCCCGAGCUGGAGCUUAGAGAGAUAAACGCAAAGAACAAGUCACAGCCAAUCGAGAUAUCCUAUGUUCCUUCUCAUCUCUACCACAUGGUUUUUGAGCUCUUCAAGAACGCAAUGAGGGCUACUAUUGAGAAUCAUGAAACAAGCAGCACCUUGCCACCGAUCAAAGUCAUGGUUGCUCUAGGUGGAGAGGACCUGUCAGUCAAGAUCUGUGACAGGGGCGGUGGCGUUCCUUUCAGGAAGAUUGAUAGACUUUUUAGCUACAUGUAUUCAACAGCGCCCAGACCUACUAUUGGUGACCAUCAGCGUACCCCAAUGGCUGGCUUUGGUUACGGCCUUCCCAUCUCCCGCCUGUAUGCACGAUACUUCCAAGGUGAUCUCCAGCUUUAUCCAAUGGAGGGCUAUGGUACAGAUGCUGUAAUUCAGCUGAAGGCCCUGUCUACAGAUUCAGUAGAGAAGCUUCCCGUGUUCAAUCAAACCGCCUUGCGCCAUUACAAAUUCAACCAGGAAGCUGAUGACUGGUGCGUCCCGAGCAAAGAGCCGCUGAACUUAGCUGCGUACAAGGCUGCAAAGUGAAACACCGGAAGCUGGUUGCCUUAAAGUCAUGACAAAGGCCUUCAAGAGAUUGCCAAGAUAGGCUGCCAUUGUGAAUGUUCGCAUUUGGGGACCAGUGACAGCAUUUCCCAAUGCUCUUUGAGUACUGUUGUCUGGGAACACUUAAACUGCAUGUAACCAGAAUUUAAGAUA